ACUUUCUUAUCUUUUUCCUUUUCCUCUCUAAGCAAACGCAAUGUUCGCUGUUUUGUUUUCUUUUUAUCUUUCUAAUUCCAUUUCUUAGCUUCGCAUGGCGUCAUGAAUCACAAUCAUUUCUGUUUGUUUCUAAAGUUUCUAAACUUUAUCCGUCUUUUCUUCUCUUCUAGAAUCUAAAGCUCGAGCUUUUUGUUUUCUUUUCAUGUUUGCGUCAAAGUGGAAACUAUGAAUUAUUCUUAGUAGUUUCUAUAAAUGGUGUUCUUUUAUUAUUUUCAAGAUCUUUUAAGACAGCUUAUAGUGAGAUUUUCUUGUGUUUGGCGUUUUUGUCUUUUUCAAGGUUUAGUUAAUAAUGGCUGAAGAAGGGCCACCAAAAGUUCGUUUCGUUCGUUGCCCAAAGUGUGAAAGUCUCCUAACAGAACUUCCUAACUACUCUGUCUAUGAGUGUGGUGGUUGUGGCUCUCUUCUUCGAGCGAAGAAGAAAGUGACCAUAAAUGGUAUAUUAGUGGAGAAACUUGAAAGGGAGAGUGAUGAAGAUGGUUUUGAGAAAUUGGAGAGUUUGUCAGAGAAAGAAGAUGGUGGUCGUGAUUUAGGUAUUGGACUUGAGGUUGAGAGGCGAAAAAGAGAUGGGGCUUUGCUUGAUAGAGGAAAAGAGAGAGUCUUUAAAGAAAAAACUUAUCAUUUGGUAAGUAAUUAUAAAGAGAUAAUUAAUAGUAGCAAUAGAAUUGUGAGAGAGCAGAUUGUGGGUUAUCAAAGAGGCGAAGGGAAAGGAACUGAUUACAAUGACGGGUACAAGGCACCACUGAAUCACCCAGCUCGCAAUUGGGUUGGCAAUGAUGGUGAGGAAAUGAACAUAAAUGGAUUUGAGUCUGUUAAUUUAAGUAGAGAAAAAGAUAUGGAAAAUAUUUCAGCUCAAUUUAAGGGUUCUACAGGGUCUUUGAGGUCAAGGGCUAUGGUGGGAAAAUGGGGUUUGAAUAGAGAUGGCUCAGGGGGACGUCAUGGAAACCUCAGAAUUGCUGAUGAGCGAAGCAAUGUUUCAAAUUUUGCGUCUUAUCCUGAUGAGGGACCUUCCAACUAUAAUUAUGUGAAAUCUUCUUCUCAUGGACAUGGUCAGUUGUUGAAGAACUUCGAUAACAGAUUUGAACACUUAGAACCGGAUCGAGCUGAGCUGAUUCGGAAGUUGGAUGAGUUAAAGGAACAAAUCUGCAGAAGUAGUUCUGCGGCUGAGAAACAAACUCCUCCUGGUUUUUACAACCACGACCGUGCUCCAUACAAUUUUCCUGUGAAACCUUUGGCUCCAGAUAAGCAUGUCCCAAGACCCCUUUACUUCAGGCAAAAUGAUUAUGGACAUGUUGUCAGAAACAGUGAAGAUAUGAAUAUGCAGAACUUUUACUUUCCUCCGAAGCAUAAUGCAAAUAAAUUUCCAGUUUAUAAGAAUUCCGUUCAGCUGCAAAUGCCCAGGUCAGACUCCCAUCCAGCACCUGACCGCUACUCGCAGCAACCACUUCGUGACUACUAUCUGGGGACACACGAGGGUUUUGAUCGAGAACCUCUCGCAUCUUAUCCUCGUGGAACAAUGUAUCACAAGCCUGCUUGUGCCUGUUUCCAUUGCUAUAACAAGAAAUGGCAUGUUCCUUCACAAGUUCCAGCCUCUGUUUUUGGUCGCAAAUAUUUUAUGGAGGAACCGACCGUUUCCAACUUCAACCACCAGGUCGAUCACAUCAAAUCCAGGUCUGGGAAUCCUACUCCUCAAGUCAAUCAUCGUGCUUUGCAUUCACGAGAUGCACAGUCAGAUAUUGGAUGGCCAAGUGACAUUGAUUCAAAUAUGGAUGUUUUCCGCCAUAGUCAUCUGGGGAGGGUGGUGGUAGCCCAUGGAGAUGGGCGUAUUUGCCAUCCUAUCACUGGCGGUGCCCCAUUUAUAGCAUGCUCUAGUUGCUUUGAGUCACUAAAACUGCCAAGAAAAUGUAAACUAAGGGAGAAGAAUCAGCAGAAACUUCAAUGUGGUGCCUGCUCAACAGUGCUCUUUAUUGAAAUUAGGAACAAGAAGUUAGUUAUGUCAAUUCCUGUCAAAAACAAGCAAAUCUUGGCUGAAGCUGCUGAUGGAUCUCGUGGAGAAGGUCUCUGGAGCCCUGAAGGUGAUUUUAAUGCUGAAGGAACAAAUUGCUCAGUUGAUUUGGAUAAUGUUGGUUAUGACUUCCAGUCAGCAGAUUUCAAAGGAAAUGUAUUACCAGAAGACCGGAGGCUGAACUUAAAUGAAUCUAGGGCAAGGCACAGCCUUACUUCUCUAUCUUCUGUUUCUUCUGGGGAGGACAAGAUCACGGACAGUAUGAUUGUUCAGAGAGAUUUAUCUGACUUUCCUGAGCUACCCACAAAAGACGAUACAUCUUCAACAUAUCUGCGUCCGCUUUUCAUGGAGAGUUUAGAUGAUAUCUCAUCUAAUAAUAAAAUUAACAGAAAUGGGGAAGGAGACGAGAGCAAUAAAGAGGUUAUACUUGACAAGGAUGCUUGUAGGGAGAACAAUCUCAAUAAUAUAUCAUCAGAAACUGAAGUUGAAGUUUCUUUCAGUGAAUUCCUAAACACUACCACCUCUCAAGACUCUUUGGAGGUAAGCAAAGAAGAUCUGCAGCCUAGGAUCAAUAAAGGAAGCGAAUCAUUCUUGGUGGGUCUCCUCAAGAAGAGCUUUCGGGAUUUCUCAAGAUCUAAUCAGCACAAUGAAUAUGAAAAACCUAAUGUUUUUGUUAAUGGGCAACCUAUUCCGGACAGUAUGGUGAAAAAGGCUGAAAAGCUUGCUGGGCCAAUUCAUCCUGGAGAUUACUGGUACGAUUCUCAAGCUGGAUUUUGGGGUCUGAUGGGACAACCUUGCCUUGGCAUAAUUCCUCCUUGUAUUAAAGAGUUCAAUUAUCCCAUGCCAGAAAAUUGUUCUCUGGGAAACACGAGUGUCUUUGUCAAUGGGAGAGAGCUUCAUCAAAAAGAUUUGGAUCUACUUAAAAGCAGAGGACUACCAACCACAAAGGAGAAGUUCUAUAUCAUUGAAAUUUCGGGAAGGGUUUUUGAAAAGGAUUCUGGCAAAGAGCUAAAAAGCCUUGGCAAACUUGCCCCUACAGUUGAGAAGAUGAAGCGAGGCUUUGGGAUGAAGGUUCCGAGAAAGCUCGUAUGAUCAUCCGCAUUCGUGAUUUAAUAGACCUUGUGCAGUUGUAUAUAUUAAGAGCGUUCACCCUUUUUAUCAUUUGCAUGUGUUCUAUUGAUGCCCUAAACUGUGCUGUCUUGACACAGUGAGUAUUUAUGUCAAGUUUUUGAUAUGCUUGUAGUGAAAUUUAUGAGAUAAAAAUAGUAAAGAAACACACUAGUGUAUACAGUUUGAGUACUUUAUUCGUAUACAAUUUGGAUUAUCGAA
Ricinus communis (castor bean) is the source of this 3391-nucleotide messenger RNA. Its product is annotated as protein ENHANCED DISEASE RESISTANCE 4. The record is from RefSeq and is a predicted model, not a curated record. Gene Ontology annotation, biological process: regulation of defense response to fungus. The transcript is spliced from 5 exons. Bases 350 to 3154 code for a protein of 934 amino acids. NCBI's taxonomy places the organism in Eukaryota, Viridiplantae, Streptophyta, Magnoliopsida, Malpighiales, Euphorbiaceae.